AUGUCGGCUGAAACAUCACCAGCAUUCGCAUCUGCACCGCCGACCAGCGUGUCGCGACUGGCGACUUUGAGGCCCAAGGCCCCCUUUAGGACCGGCACGUUCCAGUUCAGUCACGUCGUUUUUCCGCGUCGCCCGACGACUGCCGCCUGGAAGUUCACCAUUCCGUCUUUCCCCCACGAGACGAUCUGUCACGCACUUGAGCGGGCGGCGAUCCUGGACAUUGCCAAAAUGGGAACGCAAACUACCGACUACGUAUUGUCAGGCGCCACCAAGUAUUACCAGGGCCAGGGUGGUAGUGGAGGCGGCGGGAGCGGCGAGGGCGACACGACGUUGGUGCCAAUUGAUUGUGUUUUGGCCGAGGACACAUGGCCAACGUUUGUUGUUGAAUGCGGUCUUUCAAAGUCCCUGCACAGCCUGAAGAACACCAUGCGAUGA
Messenger RNA from Sporothrix brasiliensis 5110, 435 nucleotides. RefSeq lists its product as uncharacterized. NCBI's taxonomy places the organism in Eukaryota, Fungi, Ascomycota, Sordariomycetes, Ophiostomatales, Ophiostomataceae. The record is from RefSeq and is a predicted model, not a curated record. The coding region runs from base 1 to 435 and encodes 144 amino acids. The transcript is spliced from 2 exons.